This is a messenger RNA of Vespa mandarinia (Asian giant hornet), 6590 nucleotides long. It is a transcript of the gene Ziz, whose product is annotated as dedicator of cytokinesis protein Ziz. NCBI's taxonomy places the organism in Eukaryota, Metazoa, Arthropoda, Insecta, Hymenoptera, Vespidae. The record is from RefSeq and is a predicted model, not a curated record. Gene Ontology annotation, molecular function: guanyl-nucleotide exchange factor activity. Gene Ontology annotation, biological process: positive regulation of GTPase activity; small GTPase-mediated signal transduction.
ACCAUGCACUGCCAUGAUAAAUUACUAUGUAUCAGUCGAAUGUACAUAAGGAGGUUUCCAAGAUUUGGUGAUGAUUUCGAGUGUUUUUCUUGAAAGGAGAUGAUGGGAGCGAUGUGUCAACGUAGAAAAUGAGCGAAAGGAAAUUCACACGCGGCCUGGGAAAGCCGGGUAUGGCCGCACAAUUACGAGAAACGGUUUCUCAGGUCGUACGCGAAAGUACCGUACAGAGUAAACCACAUUUAGUUGACCCAAUAGAUUUUGAGAGCUUCGUGUUAAAGAAUAAAACAUUAUUGCAGAAUGAUCCGCAAAGAGAAUUAUUGCUUUAUCCGCCGGACGAUGUUUCUCAAGUUGUCCUACCGAGGCGUUAUCGCGCUAUUGUGCCUACAGCACAAUAUAUUUCGGAUAAUGACGAGGAAGGCGGAAGUCUCCUGACCAAAGAAUGUUUACGAAGUUACACCUCCAAUUGGAAUUUGAUACAUUACAAAUAUUCUGCCUACAACGGAAGUUAUCUCGAUUUACCCAAAAUAACAAAAGCGGAUGAUCUCAAGGAUGAAGUAUAUGAAAUUGAUACGGAAGUGGAUCAAGUCGACGAGGAUUUAAUCAAAAAUAAUGGGAUUACGAAGGAGGGCUAUUUAAUGAAAGGACCUGAAAUUGGAAGCUCCGAUCGUAUGUUUGCUCAUAUCGGCUCAAAAUCUUUUAAAAGACGUUUUUGCCAUUUAAGACAGGAGGUCGAUGGCACAUACAUUUUAGAAUUUUUCAAAGAUGAGAAAAAGGGCGAAGCUAAGUUGGCAAUAGUAAUGGACUUUUGUACAGAAGUUGUUAGAAAUCCAAAACGUGGAAGGUACUGUUUUGAAUUAAGAAUGACAGGAACUCACAAGUCUUAUACAUUAGCGGCCGAUAAUGAAACAGAUAUGCAAGAUUGGUUAUCAAAGUUGAAUUCUGUAUUGCAACAUUACAAACAACAAGAGGAGAAACGUGCUGCAUCUUUAGAGAGAACAUGUAACACUCCUCCUCCUUCUCCUCAACCAAUGCAGGUAUAUGGAACGUUGAAAGGUUUGGAACAGAGUAUGAAUCCACAAUUAAUUAAAUACUCCAGGGAAACUGACACAAGUAUAGCAUUGGCUAGACGGGAAUAUAGAAAACCUUUGUUUAGUCUAUAUUCCAACAUGUCACGUGUAAAAACACCUACAGGAGGAAAUUCUACUGAACAUAAUAUUGAUCCGUAUAAGGAGCAAUUUGGGCAUAGAAUUUUUAUUAAGUGUGAAACUCUUAAGUUUAGAUUGCAAGCUCCAAUUGAUGAAAAAGAAACUCUUUGCCAAGUUGAACCGUAUCAAACAACUUUAUGUCUUUUUGAUGCAAAGCACGGCAGGAAACUCACGGAAAAUUUUUAUUUCGACGUCAACCAUGAAAUUGUACAAGGAAUGAUAAAGGAAUUAAGUCCUACUAGCAUUAUGACGGAAUCUAAUGAAAAUAUAAGUUUACCUGAAGAAUUGAAAAGUGUACCAUUGGAUUGGAUAAAACAUCCAAAGCAGGCUAUAUUUCACGUUAGUAAUCCCCAUCCUGAUAUAUUUCUUGUGGUAAGAAUAGACAAGAUAUUACAAGGGAAUAUAUGUCAAACUUCUGAGCCAUAUGUAAGAACGACUAAAGAUCCAAGAUUAGGAUUAAAAGUACACAAACAAGUUAGAGCAUGUUGCCAAAGAUUAGGAAAUUAUAGAAUGCCAUUUGCUUGGGCCGCCAGACCUUUAUUUAGACUAUAUAGUAACGAGUUGGAUACUUCUCCAGACUUUCCAGCGAUAUAUAGACAGGAAGGGAAUAAAAUCAAAGAUGAAGAGUUAUUGAAAUUGCUUUCAGAGUAUAGAAAACCUGAAAAACUGAGCAAAUUAACCGUUAUACCUGGAUGGUUGAAAAUAAAAAUUGAACCCAUCAUUGAGAUACCAGAAAAUACAUUGUCGACAUCUUUGACUCCCUUGAAAUCAUUUCCCAUUCCACCUGUAAACGAUCCAACUCUUGAAAUUGCAGAAUUUGAAAGCACAUCUGAAAAAGAUGUUCAUCCCUAUACUACAUAUGUCAAUCAUCUUUAUGUUUAUCCACAAACUUUAUCUUUCGAUACUCAAAAGAUAUUUACAAGAGCUAGAAAUAUUGCGUGUAUCAUUGAAUUACGAGAUGAUGAUGGAGAAAAUGUGGAGCCUUUAAGAUGCAUCUAUGGCCGUCCAGGUACACCAUUGUUGUGUGUACGAGCGUCUUGCGCAGUGUUACAUCAUAAUGCUAUACCAUCUUGGUACGAAGAAAUUAAGAUAAGAUUACCAACAAAACUUCAUUCAAAACAUCACUUGCUUUUUUCAUUUUAUCAUAUAAGCUGUGAUAUGAAUAAGAAAAAGGAAAAUGGGAUUGAAAAUUGCGUUGGUUAUGCUUGGGCUCCAUUGUUAUAUAAAGGAAGACUCAAUGUAGAUAUGGAUGUAAAUGUUCAAGUUCUACCUGUUGCAACGCAUUUACCACAAGGAUAUCUUUCUAUUCAACCCCUUGGUCUAGGGAAAGGGGUAAGAAAUGCUGGCCCAGACAUUACAUGGAUUGAUUCACAAAGACCAAUAUUUACAGUAGCUUUUCAGUUAAUAUCAACGGUAUUUACUCGCGAUCCUCAUUUAUACAAUCUCUUUGCUCAUGCCGAACGAAUUCUGGAUACUAGGCCAUCUGUAAUGCCUUCGGAUACAGAAACGUGUAAAAUAUUGAAAGCAGCGCAUGCAAUACAGUUGGUCACAGCGAUUACUUUUCUUCCUACUAUAUUAAAUCAAUUGUUCACAUUAUUGACGUAUAAUAUCGGCGAAGAAGUAGGAUUGUAUAUUAUUAGAGUACUAAUACACAUUAUAAACAUGAUACACGAAGCUGGUCGAAAAGAAAUACUUCAGGCUUAUAUCAAGUUUGUUUUUCUGUCGCCAUCACAAGCAACCUGCAAUAUGACUGUUCAUGAACAAUUAGGGAAAUAUCUGCCAAUAUUAUUACAACCAAACAAUACGGAUUUCUUGGUAAUUAAUAAAUUCAUGCGUCAUUCUAAUUUCUUCUUUGAGAUAAUGAUUAAAAGUAUGGCACAAUAUCUACUUACUACUGGUAGAAUAAAAAUGCAUAGAAAUGAAAGAUUUUCGAAGGAGUAUCAUGAACGCAUUAAACAUCUAUUAGAUGUAAUUAUGCCAUAUAUAAUAAAUAAGUACAAAGAAAUGCCGGUUGAAACUCACGAAUUAAAUAAAAGCCUUGCUCAAUUGUUAAAGCAUUGUCUCACAUUCAUGGAUCGUGGUUUCGUUUUCCGUUUGAUCAACUCAUACGUGGAUAAAUUUUCUCCUGGAGAUCCACGCACUCUACAUGAUUUUAAAUUUACAUUUCUUCAAAUCAUUUGUUCUCACGAGCAUUAUAUAUCUUUCAAUUUACCAAUGAUGCAGUCUCGUAUUUCACCUAGAGAAAAUACUGAGAAAGAGCCAGAAUGUAAUGACUUGAUGAAUGAAUACUGUUUAUCAGAAGAUUUUUGUAAGCAUCAUUUUUUGGUUGGCUUAUUACUCCAAGAAAUCAAAAUAUCUCUCAAUGAAAUAAUGCAAAUUCGAAAAGUAGCCAUAACUACAUUAAGAGAUCUCUUGGCUAAGCACGAACUGGAUGAUAGAUAUCAAAAUAAGGGACAAUUGAGUAGGAUAGCAUCCAUUUAUAUACCAUGGUUAGAGAUAGUAUUGGAAAAUUUGAUGCGUUUACAAUCUGUACACGACAGUUCUAAAACAGAAAAUAAACACAAUGAGAUAAAUCGAAUAUCAACUAGCAGUUCCUUUUUGGCAACUAAGGAUAUCGCUAAUAGUACUAUAACAGCAGGCACUCCCAAGUCCAUUCACAGACUUACGUUAAAUUUGGAUACGCAAUCUCCAAUCAGAGCGUCUAUACAUCUACGAGAUUCUACAUAUUUUGCUGCUAUUGCUGGACAAGGUUUGGUGAAUGGCUAUUCUUGUACCAGUAUAGAAUCAGAUACAUCAACAAUGUCAGGUGCCUCACAGUCAAAUAUAUCACAAGAAACAGCAAUUAUUCGCGAGUCUGUAGAAAAUGGUAUAAGCGAUAAAAAAAGGCAUUCUCGUUCUUUGAGCGUUACACAGGCUUCACCAAGAUGUGAUAAAUUACAAUCCUCCGAGGUCAAGGAUAUAUUGCUUUGUUUUUUAUUUGUGAUCAAAUAUUUAGGCGAUCAUCAAGUUAUUGCAUGGUGGCAACAGUGCAGCGAUUCCGAGAUAUUGAGUUUUUUUACUGUAAUUGAAAUAAGUCUUCAUCAUUUUAAAUAUAUUGGUAAAAGACAAAUAGCUGCAAAUAUAACAAAUAAUUCUGGGAAACCACGUACAGUAAAGGCAAUGACAUUGCCAGCCAGAAUGGCACCACCAGAUUUCACGACUGAAAGUCCAACUACUGGUACACUGCAACCACAUAAUACUGUUACUAGAGAGAAUCUCAUUGAAAGCGACAGUGGUAAAAUGUAUCAGGCUUUACUAGAGGCAAAUAUGGCUACAGAAGUUGGUCUUAUAGCACUUGACUGUCUAGGCCUCUUUUGUAUUCAUUUUAAGGACGCACUUUUAGCAGAUGAUGGAGAAAAUCCAAUAAUGCAAAAAUUGUUCAAUAUCUAUCUAUCCUUUCUUCAAGUCGGUCAAUCGGAGACAUUGCUACGUCACGUGUUUGCCGGAUUUCGGGCAUUUUUAAAUAAUUAUUCUAUUGCUCUAUUUCAAGGAAAUGCAGCGCUUUGCGGGCGAUUAUGUUAUGAAUUAUUAAGAUGUUGUAAUAGUAAACUUAGUUCUAUUAGACAAGAAUCAUGUGCUUUAUUAUAUCUGCUUAUGAGAAGUAAUUUUGAAUUUACCAGUAGAAAAGGAUUAACGAGAGUGCAUUUACAGGUAAUAAUCUCGGUUUCACAAAUGCUUGGAAAUGUGAUUGGCUUGAAUAAUUCAAGAUUUCAAGAAUCAUUGUCAUUGAUAAAUAGUUAUGCUUCAUCUGAUAAAGUAAUGAAGGGUACUGGUUUUCCAGUUGAAGUUAAAGAUUUGAAUAAAAGAAUUCGAACAGUUUUAAUGGCAACAGCACAAAUGAGGGAACAUAACAAUGAUCCUGAGAUGCUUGUUGAUUUGCAACAUAGUUUGGCCAAUUCUUAUGCCAGUACACCCGAAUUGAGGCAUACUUGGCUGGAAACUAUGGCUAGAAAUCAUGCGAGAGAUGGAAAUUAUUCCGAGGCGGCUUGUUGCCAAUUACAUAUUGCAGCAUUAAUGGCAGAAUAUUUGAAAUUGAAGAAAGUUCAUAGAUGGGGUGCAGAGGCUUUUGACAAUAUUUCCGUGAAUAUAUCUAGAGACGAGCGUAGUCUUAAGCUCGAUGCUGGUGAGAUUUGCGUUCAAGAUAUUCAUUACACAGAAUAUUUAUUGCUAGAGCAGUUGGAGCUUUGUGCUGAAAUGUUAGAAAAAGCAGAACGUUUUGAGUUACUCGGACAUUUGUAUCGUUUAAUAGUUCCUAUGUACGAAGAAAAAAGAAAUUAUGAGGCUUUAGCAAAUUGUUAUACGCAUUUAGCACAAGCUUGCAAUAAAAUUGUCGAAGUCACCAAGUCCGGCAAACGUCUUCUUGGGAGAUUUUAUAGAAUUGCAUUUUUUGGAUCGGCAUAUUUCGAAGAGGAAAAUGGCCAAGAGUAUAUAUAUAAGGAACCUAAAGUGACGUCAUUGUCAGAAAUUUCAGAACGUCUUCAUCAUUUAUAUUCAGAGAAAUUUGGUUCGGAAAAUGUCAAAAUGAUAAUGGAUUCCAUACCCGUCAAUGUUGCCGAAUUAGAUUCAAAAAUAGCAUACAUUCAAGUGACUCAUGUAACUCCGUACUUUGAUAAAAUAGAAUUAGAUACUCGUCAAACGGAAUUUGAACAAAAUCACAAUGUAUCUUGUUUCAUGUUCGAAACUCCAUUUACGAAAGAUGGACGGGUGAGGGGAAAUCCUGAAGAUCAAUGGAAGAGAAGGACUAUUUUAACAACACAAUAUUCCUUUCCGUACAUAAAAAAACGUAUAGUAGUGAUCGAAAAGAGAAUAAUGGAACUUGGCCCCAUCGAAGUAGCUUUAGAUGAAAUGAGACAACGCGUUCAAGAAUUAGAGGAUGUGGCUUUAAUAGCUCCAACUGAUGUAAAAAAACUUCAAUUGCGAUUACAAGGAAGCAUUUGCGUGACAGUAAAUGCUGGUCCACUUGCUUAUGCCUCUGCAUUCUUAGACCCAGCACUUUCUCCGCAAUAUCCUGAUGAUAAAGUUGAAGAGUUAAAGGAUGUUUUUAGGGAAUUUGUAAAAAUAUGUUAUACAGCCUUGCAGAUCAACAGUAAGUUAAUUACUCCCGAUCAGCAUGAAUAUCAGGAAGUAUUACGCGAAAAUUAUCAAAAGCUUUGCCAAAGCUUGUCAUCGUUAUUGGGUGAACCUAUAUGGUCGGACGAACAAGUUGGAAGCUUUAAACGUAACAGUGCUGCUCUCUUUAGUGUCAUUAGUGGUGCUAAUAGUCACACGAGUACAGCCUAAGCCAUGAGACUGAUGUCUUAUGUCUCUUGAAGUCCUUUCUGUAAUCACAUUAUAAAGUAUCUAUAU